CUGCAACAGCUGGUAUUCGCUUGUUUUGUUUUCCUAUCUUUUUACGAUUAAUUUGUCACUUUUACGAUUUGGGAAUGUCGCCUCCAGCUAAGAAGCCAACCGCACGCAAGACUGCAUCCCGUACACCGCGCCCGAGUCGAGCAACAGCGGGUUUGAGUUUUGGUUAUUCUCCGGACAGCGAUGAAGCUCGUUCUUCAUCGCGUGUCACUCGAUCUCGAGUUUCCCGCCGUACUGCUGCUCAACCAGUAUUUGCCGCGCAAUCCCCAGGACCGUCGGGAAAUGUAAGUGCAACAGUGAAUCAACAGCCUUCAGCCAGUCGGGCAGAUGCGAUAGUCGAUGCUUUACAGCGCCGAUAUGAUAAGCAACGGCGACGAACGAUUUUGCGACGCAAUGCUGCUGUGGUUCGCCGCCGUGCCCGUCGGGGAUCAUUCCCUACCAGUCCUGACGUUGAGAUUCGUCAGCCGUCACCAAAGAAAUUGCAGACGCAGGCGGAAAGACAGUUGGGUACUCCAGACCUGACUGAAGAAGAGCCAUCGUCUUCCGAGACUCCGUCUGUAAAAGCAAAGCGAGACGAGGAACAUUUGCGCAAAGGCGGAAUUCUUUAUGUGCCGUAUAACCCGGAUGCACCGCGGCCGGUCUUCAAGACCAAGCAGACAGCUCGCAAACGAGCGCAUUCCGGAGUGUUUCCAAGAAUGGCUAUUGCGGAUAAGCAGGAAAUCGCCAAGCGUCAGAAGGCGGAUGCAGUUGCGCGUCAAGCGGUUGCUGAUGCGGGUGCUGUGGAAAAUGCUGAACCGCAGCCAUCCACUUCUGCUGGACCGUAUUAUUUUCGUACUCGUGGGCAAAAGCGCAAGUACAGGGAGGUCUCGCCGUCCUCGUCUUCUGCGCCAAGUGAAGUUUCCGUUUCGGAUGAUGGUGAAGAUCGUGAGGAUCCUUCGGCUGUGUUAUCCCCUGAGCAGAAUGCUGAUGUCGAAGCUGACGGGAAUGCAGAUAAGGUGGUCGAUUGUGAUGAUGACGAUGGAUCUGAUUUUGAGAAGAUGGAUGUAGAUCCGUUGCCGUCUCUGCAGCCGGCUGUUCCAGCUGUCCCACCUGUUGCCAACUUGCCGUAGUUGCCCGCGAGGACUCACCUGAGUUUGCAGAACCGGCAGGCUAUAUUCAACAGCAGCCGCAUUCUGAUGAAUUGUGAAUUUUCCAUUACUGAUUUGUUAUCCUUCAUGCCGUACAUUUUUGCCAGAAUUUGAUGAUCUGUCAUUUCGUUUUUGAUCUUAAUUUGCAUAUUAGCUGGCCAAACUUUGUGAUUUGUUUUUGAUCGGUAGCCUUCAUUGUACAAUUUAAGGCAUUUUGCGUUUAUUUUCAUCCAAUUUUUAUUUUUCAAUUUUACGCGCUCUGAGUCAAUGAACUGGUCGUUUGGUAUUUUCUAUCCGCGCUGUAGCUAUCAAUGAUCAAUCUUUCGUUGU
Messenger RNA from Paramacrobiotus metropolitanus, 1454 nucleotides. RefSeq names its product serine/arginine repetitive matrix protein 1-like. Lineage: Eukaryota; Metazoa; Tardigrada; Eutardigrada; Parachela; Macrobiotidae. The record is from RefSeq and is a predicted model, not a curated record. The transcript is spliced from 3 exons. The coding region runs from base 75 to 1106 and encodes 343 amino acids.